GCAUAGGGAACCGUCUGGUCUUUCUUCGGAGACCAGUUUUCCUUCAAACACACGACAUUGGCAUAGACGACCACUUGAGCCCACAUCAUGUCAACCGCAGCAGCGCCGCUGGCGAUUAGCAGCCUUGGAGCCUUUGCUGCCGGCACUGGCUUGUACUGGCUGUACUUCAACCGCUUCGAGACGCACAUGCACGCUCUGAGGUUCAUCAACACUUUUCUGCUUGCCAACAUCGCGGGCUUCUUUGCCCUGACAGCAUCAUAUGGCUUGACUACCUCUGCCGCCUUCAGCACCUUGACCUGGGCGUCCGGUGCUCUGCUGGCGGCGCUUUUUGGCAACUGCCUUGUAUACCGCCUACUUCUCAACCCGCUCAACAGAUUUCCUGGACCAUAUCCCGCCAGAAUCUCCAACUUCUGGCUCUCAACCCAGCUGGCCGCCAAAUCCGAUGGCUACUACUGGCUCCAAGCCCAGCACAAGAAGCACGGCAAAAUCGUCCGGAUCGGAACCAACGACCUCUCCAUCACCGAUCCCGAAAUCAUGGAACUUGCCUACGGAGCCAAGUCCCGCGUCACGAAAUCGAUCUGGUACGAUGGCGACAAGCCCUUGACCUCCAUGCAAACCUCUCGCGACAAAGGCCUCCACGACCGCAGACGUCGUGUCUGGGCUCCUGCAUUCUCGGAAAAAGCCAUCCGCGACUACGAGACGGAAAUCCAAACCUUCAACGACAAAUUCCUCACCAAAAUCGCCGAGCACGGCGACAAACCCGUCAAUCUCACGAAAUGGUUCAACCUGUUCUCCUUCGACGCCAUGGGUCUAUUGGCGUUCGGCCGCGACUACGGUAUGCUGGACAAAGGCGAGAAACCCCACGAACUGGAAAUGCUGGACGAAGGCAUGCAGCCCCUCGCAUACAGACUUCCACUCUGGUUCUUCCGUCUCUUGACCGCCAUCCCCGGCCUCUCCGCCGGCUACCAGAAAUUCGUCAACUUCUGCGUCUCCGAACUGACCUGGCGAGUGCAAAAUGAAGGCAACACGAAACGAGACGUGGACAUCAUGGGCUGGCUACUCAAAGCAUACAAAGACGUGCCUCAUCCGGAAAAGGACACGAUGUUGCAAGCGGACGCUCGACUCAUCAUCGUGGCGGGAAGUGACACGACAGCCGCGACGUUCACAUACUUAUUCUUCCAUCUCGCGCAGAACCCGGAGAUCGUUGAGAAACUCCGCGAAGAGCUCGACCCGCUCACGACCGGCGACUGGCAGGACAAAGAUAUCCGCAACGCUCCGAUCUUGAACGGCUGCAUCAACGAAGCCCUCCGCAUGCACCCGCCCGUCCCAUCUGGUGUUGAACGCUUAACUCCUCCCGAGGGUCUCAAAGUCGGCGACACCUGGAUCCCAGGGAACGUACAGUUCGUGACGCCCAUGUUCGUUAUGGGUCGAGACCCCGACAUCUACGCCCAACCCGACACAUUCCUCCCCGAACGCUGGUCCACCCAAAGCGACAAAGUGAAGCACAAAGACGCCUUCGCGCCCUUUUCCAUGGGUCCGAUGGGUUGUAUCGGCAAAAAUUUAGCGUUGAUGGAGUUGCGGACUCUGACGACGCGGUUGGUACAGAAAUUUGACUGGAGGCUGGCGGACGGGGAGGACGGGAGCAGGAUUUUGAGGGGCACGAAGGAUCAUUUUACGGUGGAUUUGGGGGAUUGUGAGGUUGUUUGUGGGGAGAGGAGGAGGUAG
Molecule: messenger RNA, 1725 nt
Organism: Zymoseptoria tritici IPO323
Lineage: Eukaryota; Fungi; Ascomycota; Dothideomycetes; Mycosphaerellales; Mycosphaerellaceae
Gene: CYP-20
Product: putative P450 monooxygenase
Exons: 3
Coding region: 88-1725 (545 amino acids)
Molecular function (GO): monooxygenase activity; heme binding; iron ion binding
Source: RefSeq, a predicted model, not a curated record